CCAUAUGGAAUACAAUUCUAAUCUGACAUACAUGGGGUUGCCAUGAGUUGGAAUCAACUAGAUGGCAACUAGAUGCAGAAACAUAGAAGAGCCAAUGGGUGAGGAUGGCAGGAAAUGGUAAGAGAAGCUGGAAACAAGGGCAGGAGCCUUGGGUGUCAAGUUAAGAUGACUGGAUUUUAUCUUAAGGAUAAGAUAAGGGCAUUAAAAUAUUUUAGGAAGAGAAGUACCAUGAUCGGAUUUCAGUUUUAGAAAGAUAACUCUUAAGGAGUGCCUUGAAAACUUUAAAGAAGGAAAGGGCGAUGAUCAGAUUUUCCAUCUAGAAAGAAUCUCUUGUCCAUAAGGGGUUAAAGGAGGUGUAGUUUUUAUUAGCGGUAUCUAAGGAGGGUAUCACAUGGUGAGGUUUUAAGUAGGAGACUUAGAUGAAGGAGGGUAUCACAUGGUGAGGUUUUAAGUAGGAGACUUAGAUGAGAAUUACUCAUCUAGAAGGAGUUUAAGAAGGUGUAAAAUGAUCAGUAACUGGAGAGUCAGAGGAAACUUGGAGUCAUGAUGAGCGUCAAGGCCUCUAACAUGUCCUCCAUCUGCUUCAUUUGCCACUGCUGCAGCAAGCCCCUGAAACUGAAGCAGUCCAUGGGGACCCUGAUGAGCCUUAGCACCACCCAACAACAGCCAGCUCCACCACUCCCCCUGGCUCUGGGGAAGUCAGGAGGGACCCAGGAGGAAGAUUCUACUUUCAGAAAGGAGACAGAUACUGCAAGUCUGCAGGAUGGUGCCUCUUAUGGACCCCUCGUUGAUGACAGCAUGACGUCCUGGGAGGGUUCCAUGACCAGGGAGAAUUGCAACACCUUCACCCUGCUUGGGAAGAUGUGUUCCAUGAGAACACUCAACAGCAUCCAGGAGACCAUUGUGGACAUAUUUGACAUCCUUUCUGGUGAGAAAGAAGUCGAUCACCCCCUGUGUGAGGAGUGCACUGACAACCUUCUAGAGCAGCUAGAUGUCCAACUCACCAUCACAGAAUAUGAGAGUCAGAUGUACAGACGCUGCUUGGAGACCAGGGAGCUGACAACGUGUGAGAACGAGAUGGAGGCGUUGCAGAUGGAGCUGGAGAGCCUGGAGCUGGAGGAGGCAAGGCUGGCCCAGGAGCUGGAUGAUGUGGAGAAGAACUGGAAACAGGCAGCAGGAGAUCUCGAGGCAGCCCAGGUAGAGGCUGAGAUACUGAAUCAGCAGGAGAAGCAGUCCCAGAGGGACUACAGCGUCUUGAAACAGCAACAACUGGAACUGUUUGACGAGCUAAGGAGCUUGGAGAACCGGCUGCGGUAUGCCCAGAUUCAGCUGGGCUGGCUGACGAAAACCAACGUCUUCCACAUGACAUUUGAUAUCCGGCAUCAUGGCCCCUUGGGCAUCAUCAAUAACUUCAAGUUGGGCUGCCUCUCCACUGUCCCCGUGACCUGGAGUGAGAUCAACGCUGCCUGGGGACAGACAGCUCUGCUUCUACUUGUCCUGUCCAAGAAAAUGGGACUGGACUUUCAGAGGAUCAAUGUGGAGAGGGGCCAGAUGGAAGACCCUGUUGGCAGAGGUGAAUACUAUUCCAUCAGGACCCUCUUGAACACCGAGGAGCAGUGGACAAAGGCGCUCAAAUUUAUGCUUGUAAAUUUGAAGUGGAGUCUCACUUGGGUCUCCAAAAGCUAUGCCUCCAGCGCUACCUGCAUAGUGCUUGCCACUUGA
Molecule: messenger RNA, 1722 nt
Organism: Loxodonta africana (African savanna elephant)
Lineage: Eukaryota; Metazoa; Chordata; Mammalia; Proboscidea; Elephantidae
Product: beclin-1
Exons: 3
Coding region: 544-1722 (392 amino acids)
Biological process (GO): autophagosome assembly; late endosome to vacuole transport; autophagy
Cellular component (GO): phosphatidylinositol 3-kinase complex, class III, type I; phagophore assembly site; phosphatidylinositol 3-kinase complex, class III, type II
Source: RefSeq, a predicted model, not a curated record